AUGACCCCAACACCCCCUUCUACAAAUUCGUCGAGUGCUGGCCACUCUCCAGAUUACAGAGUUGUCCGGAAACGAAACCGAGUACCUUUGUCAUGUGGGCCUUGUCGACACAGAAAGCUGAAAUGCAAUCGUACGAAUCCUUGCGAAAACUGUGUCAAACGAGGAGAUGCUGCUUCAUGUAACUACGCGCAACCCAACUCGCGCAAGAAGAACUCGUCCCAGCAGUCAUCCACUACACCGGAUGAUAUGCAAAACCGCAUCGAUCGGUUAGAAGGCUUGGUUCUUUCGUUGAUGACAAAUGGCUCUCAGUCUGCGGGUCCAUCUGCUGCCAUGGCGGCGAUCUCCGGGGAAAAUAGUGUGGGCUCGACUCGGUUCUCCCAUGAUCUCGAUAUCGAAGAGGAGGGCGCCGAAGAGAGCGACACGGACCAGGUGACGAAGUCGUUUGGUAUUAUGAAGAUGGAUAAUAACAAGUCCUAUUACAUCAGUGAUGCUCAUUGGGCGUCUGUAUUAAACGAUAUCUCCGAGGUGCGAAGUUUCUUCACAACGCACAAGAAGCAACUUGAUGAGCAAUUUGAAAAAGUCAAGGCGGCCCGACCAUCUACUGAUUCAUCAGGCUCGACUUUGUUGUUUGGUAUCAAUAAGCCGAUGAGCCGUAGCGAGAUCAUGACUGGCUUGCCGUCUAAGUAUACAACUGACAUUCUUAUUGCUCGCUAUUUCAACUGCUAUGACCCUGCAACCCAUGUUCUCCAUGGACCCACAUUCCAAGCACAGUAUAAUAAACAUUGGGAUGAUCCUGCCGCGACCGAACUAGUCUGGAUUGCCAUGCUCUUUGCAAUGAUGAGGCUGGCAAUGCUGUCUUACCACCGCGAAGGCGAUGAGCCACCUGAAUUCCGGGGCAAGUCCAUGGACAUGGCUGGGGGAUUCCGGAAUUCUGUAGCACAGUGCUUGACAUUGGCUGACUACACGAAACCCCACCCGUUCUUGAUUGAAGCGCUCGUGUUUCAUCUGCAUGGCGAUUUCUCCCAGACCCGAGAGGCGGAUAUUUCGAUCUGGGUCAUGACCGGCGUUGUUGUUCGCCUAGCAAUGCGAUCAGGAUAUCACCGUGACUCCAAAAUGUUCCCAAAUAUCACACCUUUCCAGGGUGAGAUGCGACGGCGAGUCUGGACCUUUGUGCGCCAAGCCGACCUUCUGUUUUCAUACCAGGUCGGGUUGCCGGGGAUGAUCCGGAGUACAGAUAGCGAUACUGAGCUACCACGGAAUUUGUACGAUGAUGAUUUCGAUGAAGACUGCAAGGAGCUCCCGCCACCACGUCAAUUGAAUGAGCCAACCCCAAUCUCAUAUAUGAUUGCUAAGGCGCGCCUGUCAUAUGCAUUCGGACGUGUGGUUGAACAAAGCUCUGCUGUAUCGGCGGCCCCAUACGAAAAGGUGAUGGAAGUCGACGCGGAACUCCGACAGGCAAGGGACAUGAUCCCCGAGCACUUGCAUAUUCGGCCUAUGGAGGAGUGCCAGUUGGAUCCUAUCAAUGUUAUCAUGUCGCGAUUUUUCGUAAUGGCCGUAUACAACAAGGCUCAGUGUGUGCUUCAUCGCCCAUAUCUGGUUCGCGCCCGAGAAAAUCCUCGUUUCACCUAUUCUCGAAGGACAUGUAUCGACUCAGCAAUGGAGUUAUUGCAAGUCCAGGCGCUCCUGCACGCGGAAACUCACAGCGGGCGCCUCCGUGGUCGUCAGAGCCGAAUAAGUUCUCUCAGUUCAGCCGACUUCUUACUGGCAGCCACCAUUGUCAGUCUCGACCUAUACCACGGCGUAUCAUUGCAGGUGACCGGCCGGCCAUCGGGAGACACAUACACAUGGGGCCGAGAGCGGCGGGAUGAAAUGACCGCGGCGAUCCAACUCUCGAAAGAUAUUUGGGAUGAGUCGCGUGAUGAGAGCAUGGAAGCAUGGAAGGCGUCUAGCCUUCUCGGUGUGAUGCUCAGCAAGCUGCACAUGUCGGUCCCAGGCCUUGAAAAUAGCGCCGGAGCUUCAUUUGAGCCACAAGACGAGAAGCAGAACGCGGCCAUGACCCUCGGCCUGUUGAGCAGCGGAAUGAGCCCGAUGAACCCGGGCCCUCCGCCCUUUGCUGACCCUAUGUUCAAGAUGGGAGAUACACCAAUGGGAACAGGAAUAGGUGGCGUGGGCGCUUCGGCCGAAAUGCCGGGUGUACUUUCGCCCUUUAGUAGCAUGUUCGGGCAAAUGCCGGACACGCAAGUUAAUCUGGAUUGGGAUGCUUGGGACACAUACAUUCAAAACCCAACCCUCGACACAACAAAUCAAUUCUGGCCUAUGAUUGAUGCACAGCGCCAAGCAACCCCACAGUCUGGAGGCAUGUCACAGCCUUCAGUGUAUAUCUCGACUGUCAAACCGGAGCCAUCCACGCCCGGCCAAGUCCGUGUGCCCAAAGAAGAACGCCGACGUGAGUAUUUGAGCGAGGGCCCUGUACCGAAGACCACCGUGUACGUCGGCAACCUCUUCUUCGACGUGACCGCGGAGGACUUGCGCAAGCAUUUCGAGAAAUUCGGCGCCGUAGAGAAUGCACUGAUCGUGCACGAUGUCCGCGGGCUGAGCAAAGGAUUCGGCUACGUUACCUUCAGCACCAUCGAGGAAGCCACGCAAGCAAUCACGCAGCAGCACGGAGGCAUCCUGGAAGGUCGCGAGGUGGUGGUGCAAUUCUCCAACACGACGUACAGAUCCAUGGCCGAAACCAAGCCCACUAGGACCCUCUACAUCGGCAACGUUCCCUACGAAUUGACCGACCAGGAUCUGCAGGAUAUGUUCGACGAUAUCCCCGGUGUCACUGAUGUCCGUAUCCCCAUCGACCGUCGCACUGGCUUGCCCCGUGGAUUUGGACACAUCGACUUUGCCGAUCAGGCCAGCGCUUCUCACGCUAAGGAGGUUCUCUCCCGCAAGGCGCCUUACGGCCGCAAGCUGACUGUCAGCUUUGCUAAGCGCAAGGUCUUGAGUCCUGAGGAGCACAAGCGUAACCAGGAGAAGAGGCAGCAGAAUAAGAAGAACUCCCUCAAGCAACACUCGGAUGCUCAGACUAAUAUCGAGUCGGUCUCGGGUAUGAGAGAUCGGAAAGUGCGCGGAGUGAAGGAGGUUGCGGAAGUUACUGAGAUCAAGGAGACUGAGCCGGUAACCGAGCAGGUAACUGAACAGGUGACUGAGCAGGUAACUGAGCAGGUAACUGAGCAGGUAACUGAGCAGACCGAGACCGAGAAGAAGCAAUAG
Penicillium roqueforti is the source of this 3261-nucleotide messenger RNA. RefSeq names its product transcriptional regulator family TF. NCBI's taxonomy places the organism in Eukaryota, Fungi, Ascomycota, Eurotiomycetes, Eurotiales, Aspergillaceae. The record is from RefSeq and is a predicted model, not a curated record. Gene Ontology annotation, molecular function: RNA binding; zinc ion binding; RNA polymerase II cis-regulatory region sequence-specific DNA binding. Gene Ontology annotation, biological process: DNA-templated transcription; regulation of transcription by RNA polymerase II. The coding region runs from base 1 to 3261 and encodes 1086 amino acids. The transcript is spliced from 9 exons. Gene Ontology annotation, cellular component: nucleus.